AUGGGCGAAAAAACCACCAACAAUACCGCAGCCUACGCCCUGACCCCAAACAUAGCGACUUCAUUGUGUGAAGGCGAAGAGACCACGCUGACCUCCGAUCGCCAGGUGAAGUCGACGAGACCUGGUCUCACGCCGUCAACCAUCACCUGGCGGGACAUCCACCGGUCUCCCCGACCCACUACUGCUGAGUCUUCACAGAAAGCCCCCGAUGUCCCAUACAAACGAGUCCUGAUCGCUGCGAACCGGAAGACGAAAUACGCGGUAUAG
Molecule: messenger RNA, 267 nt
Organism: Penicillium hordei
Lineage: Eukaryota; Fungi; Ascomycota; Eurotiomycetes; Eurotiales; Aspergillaceae
Exons: 2
Coding region: 1-267 (88 amino acids)
Source: RefSeq, a predicted model, not a curated record